AUGUUGAACAGUCUUCAGUAUGAGUAUGUAAAUGAAGAAUCUAUCGACAAUGAAUUCAUAUGCACCAUUUGUCAAAAGCCACUUGAUGAUCCACGAUGUACACCAUGUGAUCAUAUAUUUUGCGGAAAUUGCAUUACCGAAUGGAUUCAAAGAAAAAUCCAUACGUGUCCUACAUGUCGACAACCUCUGCGUCACCAAGAGCUGACACAAGCUAAUCGAAUUGUGAGAAGUAUUGUUGGCAAAUUUCGUGUAAAAUGCAUGGCAUGUGUGAAAAUAGACUUAGAACGAAGUGAUUUUGAACGGCACAUGAGUACUGCAUGUCCCAUCGUCUGUUUGGAAACGGACAUUACGUGUCCAUGGACAGGAAUGCGUGAAGCGUUUAACAACCAUGUGACUAAUUGUAGUUAUCAAAAUUUGCGAAAAAUCUUCGCUUCACUAUUAGCUGAACGUCAACAACUCAAAGAAAAAGCAUCGAAAGAAAAAGUUGAUAUAGAAAAAUUCAAAGACGAAAUUCAGCAACUGAAAAACGAAUUGAAACAGAACCAGAUUCGUAAUCAGAACAGCAAUCGAAAUCUCGAAGAACUGGAAAAGCGGCAAAAAUGCCAAAUCGACGAACAUCGAAAUAAAUUACUAAAGUUUGAAGAACAAACAAGGAAAUUAGAAAGUCAAUUUGAUAGAUAUAAGAAGGAAGGUGAGACUCUCAAAGAACAGCAGAGAGCUGCAGUGGGAAGUUCUCAAAAAUAUGCAAUGCAACUAAACAAUCAGUUGACACAACAAUGCAUUGAAAAUAACAAAUAUCAAAGAGAAGUAGAACAUCUUAAAAAACAAAUGAGAGCUCAAUCCACUCAAAACGCGUAUGAAAUCUGGCAACUGAAAAACAAUGCAAUCCAUUAUAAUGCUGAUAGUAUUGAGUAUCAAGAUAUAAUACUGCAACUCAAGCAACAGGUUGAACAACAAAGAAUUCGUCUCGACGAACUUCGCGGCGAAAAUCAUGCUAACUAUGAACACAAUGCACAACUGGUGAAUCAAACGGAUUUUACACGAGAACAAGUAUCGUCUGAACGGUAUCGCUUGUCUCAUUCUGAUGAUUCGUUUAAAUCAAAUCGAAGAAAUCUGGGAUGUAACAAGAGAAAACGUGGGCAGUAA
Rotaria socialis is the source of this 1146-nucleotide messenger RNA. NCBI's taxonomy places the organism in Eukaryota, Metazoa, Rotifera, Eurotatoria, Philodinida, Philodinidae. The record is from the annotation of a GenBank genome assembly.